Messenger RNA from Gloeophyllum trabeum ATCC 11539, 1817 nucleotides. RefSeq lists its product as uncharacterized. Lineage: Eukaryota; Fungi; Basidiomycota; Agaricomycetes; Gloeophyllales; Gloeophyllaceae. The record is from RefSeq and is a predicted model, not a curated record. The transcript has 7 exons. The coding region runs from base 225 to 1817 and encodes 530 amino acids.
GUCCCGCCAGCGUGUUCCCCGUAGCUGCAGACGCCAGCGCACGGGCCUCCUGUUGCUUACUUAUAAUAUCUGGUGGCUCUCUGUCAAUCUCUCCACAGCCCACAUCUUCAUUGUCGGACACCCGUAAGGUCCUCUGGGAUUCCCUGUACCCUCGACGCGUAUCUUGGCUGCACUCGAUUCGGGUCCCGUAUUCGCGCCUUCGAGCACCCUCGUGCGUCGGAAGGAUGCAUCCCAUUGCCUACGCGUGUCGGGUUUUCCGAGAGCUCAAAGCACUACUACCUGAUGGGAGAAUGCCUGAGGCCUCGGGCAGUAGGGUGACUCGCUCAGGGCGAGCGUUUUCACCAUGGACUGAGGACAACACCAUCAGGCCCAAGCAGGCUCUAAACGUCGACUCUGCAGUAUCACGUUGCGAGGCCUAUGCUUUUGAACGCGACUUAGAGGAGGGGGCUGCAGCUUAUGAUGAGGACGACUAUGAGCUCAGGGAUGAGCUGGUCUGGCCUGAUGGCACCAACGCUAUUCCUACCACCACGAGCAUUCGCUCUGCCACGCCUCUCUCCUCUGCCACGCCUCUCUCCUCUGCCACACCGGUUCCUUCCACCGUACCUAUUCCUUCGGCUACGCCUCUUCCUUCACAGCCUGGGCCCAACGCCCUUCCUUUUACACCAAAGGAGAAAAAGGCUUUUCAGCGCCGAAAAUUCAAAACCGCCAAUCGCAGGAUUCACUACGAAGAAAAGCAAGCAGCGACAAAAGCCAAGAAACACCACGCCUUGAAACAAAAGUCCAUCUCCUUCAAGCGUGCGAGCGAUACCCAGCCUGUCCCUACUGUCAAGCCUAUAGCCAGUCUUCACCGAGGCAAAUCAGGCCACCAAGGUAAAAUGUUGAAGGUUGGCGAACCUGAGAUGAAGGAGUAUAAGCUGGACGACCCAGAGAUACAGGAGAUGACCUAUGUGCCCUGGGAUGGGAUAACUCCAAAGGCCGUUGGAGACCCAACAUCUGAUGGCGAAAUUCUCGUUAUGCUGGCAGGGUCUCCUCGAGGCCAAGGGUGGGAAGAAGUUCAUAAAGGUGCAUUCGACGCUCUGGAAAGAGAAGGGGCCAGGUUCCACUGCCCUGACUCAAAGAAAGUCCAUCGUCGGGGUAAAUUCCCUGAGGCAAUUACGGGGGUGUCUUAUGGGGGAGGGAGAAAGGUUCCUGGUAAUGUUGCAAUCAAUAGUGUCAUCAAUGCCCUGGUGGUCCGGUCAUUGUUGGACAACGUAUAUAUCCAGAGAAUUGUGGGAUUUGCCAACCAGGCCUUUGAUCUUUAUGCCCCAAAGCUAUUUAGAUACUACUCCUCCACCAUGGACAACAUAUACGAGGCAUACCCCAACCUCCAACGGCUCUUCAAAAAAUCUGUGUUCGCCAGCUAUGCAUUUAAUUUUGGCCCUUUGGUGCGCACAUUUAUCCACACGGAUCACCUGAACUAUGUAUGUGGAUGGUGUCCUGUGACGGCUCUUGGAUACUACAAUCCCAAGACAAGCGGCCAUAUUAUCAUAUGGCCAUUGAAGCUGGUCAUCGAGUUUCCUCCAGGGUCCACCAUCUUUAUUUGCUCCGCCAUUCUGGAGCAUUCUAAUAUCGGUGUUCAACCAGGUGAGAAGAGGGCUUCCAUGACCAUGUUUACCGCAGGUGGAUUAUUCAGGUGGCACGACUUUGGGUUUCGCUCUGCUAAAUCUUUUGCUGGGGAAUAUGGGAAAAAGGUGGCUGAAGAGGCCAAUGCGGCGCGUUGGAAGGAGGGGAUUGCAUUAUUGCCCAGGUUCUCUGACCUCAAGAGUACCGUAAACUAG